AUCAGAUACACAGAUCGUUCCAGUGCUGGAGGUGAUCGGACACAACUACGGAUGUGUCGGGGGAAAGGCAUUGCUUGCUCUUCUUAACAUUCUCAUCAGGUCUUAUUUUGGUUCUGUCUCAGUGGACUCUGUUCUGUCAGUCCUGCCUGUGGAGCAAAAGAGGUCUUGGAAUGAGAAUGCUCGCACUACAUGUUCAGUCUGUCUAACCAACACGUGACGACAAUACGCACAAUGGCCCACCACCACGACCUCAACGCUGGUUGCUGACCCAAAGGAUGCUGGGAAAUACCAAGCGCUUUUUUGGCAGCAUGGAGGACAAAGACGGUGAGGAUGAGGAGGAUGAAGAGGAGAGGUUGAGGAGAGGAAAACAAAAUGGGCUGAUAGAUUUGGGAGCCAAAGAACAUCAGAACCGAGGUGGACGCAAGACAGAUGGGUCCAAGCCAGCGGCUGUCGUGAUUGGCUGGCAACGAGGAGAGAGGCAACCGAGGGCGGUCAAUUCUGCCCAAAGAGGAAUUCCUCAUUUGCCCAGUCAGCCGACUCUGUUUUAUCAGACGACCAAUCAGCCGAUGUAUCAUCCAGUCUUGACCAAUCAGCAGUCCCGGAGGCGUAUGAUGGAGCGGAGUAUGACCGCGGUCACGCCUGUAGAAGACUCGCAUCUCGCCGUGAUUGUGUUCCGAAUUGGCAUACCUGAUAUCAAACAAACGAAGUGUUUGCGCUUUGAUCCGGAUUCCACCGUUUGGAGUGCAAAGCAACAGAUUAUUUGUUCUCUCAGCGAGACGUUGUGGGACGUCUACAAUUAUGGCCUUUUCCAGCCAGCUGGAGAAGGAAGAGAUGCCAAGUUUCUGGAGGAAGAGCGUUUGCUGGGAGAAUUCUCACAGUCCCUGGAGAAGGGUGUGCCCUACCUGGAGUUCAGAUAUAAGACACGAGUCUACAAACAGACAAACCUAGAUGAGAAACAGCUGGCCAGACUCCACACCAAGGCCAAUCUGAAGAAGUUUGUGGACUAUGUUCAGACUGGAGCAGUGGAGAAGCUGGGUAAAGCUCUGGAGAAAGGACUGGAUCCGAACUACCAUGACACUGAGAGCGGAGAGUCUCCGUUAACCCUGGCGGUUCAGGGGACUCUGAGCAUUGAGGGGAUUCAUGUUCUUGUGCUAAACGGAGCUCAUAUGGAUUUCCGGUCUAGAGACGGACUCACACCCCUGCAUAAAGCAGUCAGAGCGCACAACCAAUCUGCACUUCUGGUGCUGCUGUCUAUGGGAGCGUCUCCAGAUUACAGAGAUCGCUGUGGUCUAACGCCGCUAUACCACUCGGUGCUGACAGGGGGCGACACCUCCUGUUGUGAAACACUGCUGUACUAUAGAGCACGACUGGGGGUCAGAGAUGAAAACGGUUGGGACGAGUCGCACCAGGCGUGCCAGCACGGUUUUGCCCAGCACUUAGAGCACCUCCUGUUCUAUGGAGCAGACACCACAUCCCAGGAUGCAUCAGGGAACACUGCCCUCCACAUAUGUGCUGUUUACAACAAGGAGAGCUGCAUGCGGGUUCUUCUUUACCGAGGAGCCAAAAAGGAGAUAAAGAACAAACAUGGUCAAACCCCUUUUCAGGUUGCUGUGAUGUCUGGCAAUUUUGAGCUUGGAGAAAUCAUCAAAAAUCACAACGACAUGGAUGUUGUUCCUUUUUUAGAAACCCCUAAAUAUUCUCCUCACUUCAUGGAUGGUGUCCCGAAUCAAGCCAUCACGGCCGGCCUUCAGCAUCCCCACCCGCUGAUGCGUGCCAAGAGCGAGAACAUCGUGACAACAACCUCAGCGGACCCCGUGCUUCAGCCCACCCUCGCUUCCAAUGUGCCACCUUCACAGACUCAACGCCGGGCCUCAUUCGCUCUGAGGAGUUCUAGCAGUCCACGUGGAGCUCGCACCCGCUCUCCGUCACGCGGGAGAGAGGGAGGAGAAGUUGAGGAGAAGCCGCAGAAACAGCGAGGAAGGCAGGGAGUGGUCGGAGGUCAGAGGAAGAGGCUGUACAGUGCUGUUCCAGGUCGCGUGUUUGUGGCGACACGUUCCCACUCAGCUCACGGCGAACGCGAGAUCAACCUCAGCAAAGGAGACAAGGUCAAAGUUCUCAGUGUGGGUGAAGGAGGAUUCUGGGAAGGGACAGCGAAGGGUCGAACCGGCUGGUUUCCGGCUGACUGUGUAGAAGAGGUGUUGCCACAGAAUCAAGAACAGCCAACAGAGAGCCGCAGCGAGAAAGCGAAGAGGAAGCUGUUUCGUCAUUACACUGUAGGAACGUACGAAGGUCUCGAGGUGCCCAGUGAUUACAUCAUCAAGGAGAAGACUGUACUUCUGCAGAAAAAAGACAAUGAAGGCUUUGGUUUUGUUCUCCGAGGAGCCAAAGCCCAGACUCCAGUGGAGGAGUUCAGCCCGACUCCAGCAUUUCCUGCCCUGCAGUACCUGGAGUCUGUGGAUGAAGGGGGAGUCGCGUGGAGGUCCGGUCUGCGGAUGGGGGACUUUCUGAUAGAGGUGAAUGGAAUGAAUGUGGUUAAGGUGGGACACAGGCAGGUGGUGAACAUGAUCCGUCAAGGCGGCAACAGCCUGAUGGUGAAGGUCGUCAUGGUUGCGCGGAAUCCUGAGAUGGAGGAAAUGCCUAAAAAGAAAGUUCCUCAGCAAAGUAGGCGACUGACGCCCCCAGCUAUCGCGCUUCGCUCCAAAUCCAUGACUUCAGAACUGGAGGAGAUGGAUCACACAGAGAGCUCUCAAGCACCAGAGAAGAAGAGGAGUGUCUAUCAAAUGGCUCUUAAUAAGCUGGACGAGAUUCUGGCUGCUGCUCAGCAGACAAUUAGCACGUCUGACACUCAGGGUCACAGAGGUCACGGGGGCAAGAAGGAACGAAACAAGGGCUUUAAUACUAAUGAGCAAACGUUUGAACAAUCAGGUGUUGGCAUGAUGUCAUCAGGGUCUGGGUAUGGUUAUAACCAAGCCCAGUUUUCAUCAGGCCAUUCAACUCAGCGUGCUGUGAUGAUGCGUCAGAAAUCUAUGGGAGUGACCGAGGAGGAGAGGGUACAACUUCAUCCUCCUACUAUGAAGUUGUCCCGCAGUCUUUCUGUGCCUGGGCCGGAGGACAUCCCCCCUCCGCCCGACACCUCAGCGCCUGAGCCACCGCUUUCCGCCGGUGGCCACACAGACCGGAGAUCUGCCCUAGCACAUUUCUAUGCUGUCCCUCCACUUCCUCCAUCACACCAUCUGCCUCACAGCCAGACACAGCACCGGGUUCCACCCAACCGGAGGGGGGAUACAGAUCCCAACAAGAUGAGUGGAGCAAGAAUGGGCGGCCUGAGGCGUGGAUAUAGCAACGCCACACCCCCCUCUGACAUGAGCAGCAAGCCAUCCACCGCACAGCGUAACCAAGUGCCGGCGGUGGCCAAAGUCGCAAGUCGGCAGGGUGGGAAGGGGCUGUUGGUGAAGCAGCGUAAGGUGGAGGAAACGACUGGCAAAGUGGAGAAAUGUUCUAUUUCAAUCCCGACUAUUAUUGUUAAAGCACCGUCUACCAGCAGCUCUGGACAUAGCAGCCGUGCGAGCAGCGAGGACCCCGAGCCACCUCCUGAGCCUUAUGAGGAGCAGAUGGAGGGAAAGCCUCAAAACGCUGUCCUGACUCCCACUCCUCCCCCACCACCCAGUUUGCCACUGAAACUGGAAUCACUGGGCAGGAGCACAGCACAGCGAGAACGUGAGCGCUAUCGCGAUUCCCGUCGGAGAAGCGCCUCCUUCUACUAUUCCUCUGAGGAGGACGUGUUGGACGAGCAGGAAUCUACCCAGACUUCCGUGGAGCCCAGGUCCUCCGCUCCACGUCUACGUCCUUCCAAAUCUAUCGACGAAGGCUUGAUCUCUGGUGACGCCUUAAGCAUGCCGCCCGCGUUUGGGUUGCCGCAGUACGCAUCAGCUACACCUCAUCAGGCCACUACCUUUAUCCACCCUUUGACAGGGAAGGUUCUUGACCCAACGAGCCCACUGGGACUCGCGUUGGCGGCACGCGAACGAGCGCUUAAAGACGACCGCCGCACGCGUAGAGAUGAUCGCCACUUCGGUCGGCAGCUGUCCAGCACCGGAGCAUUUCCUUCUGCCGUCUCGCCUCCCAAUCAGAAACCAGUGCCUCCUUACUACAUCUACCAGUCACACGCCUCACUCAACACGUCUGCAACAACAGGUGGGCCGAUGUCCCAGAGACGUCCACCGUCUCCGAGGAUGCUGAGAUUAAGUGGUGGUGGCAUGGAUAGCGGGGAAUGGAAUGAGCAGGGUGUUAUGGAUAGAGAGGAGAAAGGAGCAUCCAAGGUGCGGUUUACAGAAAAUCAAGCCGGUCAGUAUCAGAUUAAUAUUCAGGACAACAGAACCAAUCAGUACCACACGUACCUGCGAGACAGAGAGAGGGAGGGGCACAAGAGGAUACCGCCCAAGCCUCCACCCCGAAGGCCAUCUUUUUUAGAUAAGGAGAACGAACCCGGCACAGCAGACAAAAUUCCCAACACUCAAGAGGUAGAGAGAAGAGACGACAGGGGUGGACAGAAUAUGGCAGAUGGUGGGAUGGAGAGGGAAGGAGAAAAGGAGGCAAAGAGAGGGAGGAAUCGUGAGGCUGGAGAAGCUGGAGAUGUGAUGGUUCUUCCACCUCCCGCUCCAUCUAUGGAUGUAGACGACGAGUUUGUCUUCGCAGAGCCCUUACCUCCCCCUAUCCAGUUUGCAAACGGAAUCGAAAUGGACAGACGUGGAUAUAAUCAACAACAGAAGGAGCUGUCAGGAUCUUAUUCGCUCCCGGAGCAAACGCUUUCCAAACUCCCGCAAGAUACCAUGUCCCUACCAGACAACCCUCAUGUUGACUCACAGCAGACACCGGCACAUCCGUCUGCUGUUGUUCAUCCCUUUCUGUUUCCGCCGUCUCCUCUAAUCCCACCCCCACAGCUCUGUCCCAAAAUACAACCCCCAAACGCACCCCAGGCCCCGGGCUAUUCCCAGCAUCCGUCGCAUCCGAACACCAACCAACCUCAACCUUUACAUUCACCCCAGGCGGGAGACUCAGCCACGUCUAGUCUUACAUCAUACGACAGCGAGGUGGCUAAUCUCACACAGUCGGCUUUAUCUCCGUCACUUCCCUCACCUCAAAUAUUCCCUUCCUCCAGUUCUCCUUCUGUCCCAACCUCAUCAUCUGAACCCACGUCGCUGCAUCGGCCUCUACCCCUUUUCUACCCACCGCAAGGCCACGGUAACGUUUCUCAUUCGUAUCCUGCAGCGACUGUCACCACGACAAUGAAUUCUGUAAUCACAGGUGAUCGACGUCCCGUGGCGGUCAAGAGCCGCGAUUGGACGGAACCCGUGGUGGAUUCUGGAAUUGAAGAACUGGACAGUCACAGCAGCAGCGAUCACCACGUGGAAAACCUGGCAGAGAGAAGAGAGAAAGAAGGGGCUCGACAGCAAGAACAUGGAGCGGGUCAGAGGAGAGAAAGUAUGGAGAGCGGUAUCGAUGGGUUUAAAGAAGACACAAGAGUAUCGCUGGAUCUGUCUCACACUGAGAAAGUCACCCAAAAGAAGAACAUGUACAAGACCAAACCUCCGAACCCUCCGCUUGCCAAACCGCAAAUGCACAACGUGUCGAAAUUUCAUGCGGAGAACGGUCGAAGUGGACCUAUGCUACAACGGCAGGCCAGCACCGCUCCCAACAUGUACAGGUCAAGAGAGGUGGAGGAACAUGAACAAGCAAGAGGAAGUGAGGGUGCGGGCAAGAUUCCAGCGUUUAUGGACCGCCAUCUGAACUCACCUCUCUCUAGCGUAAAGGCCAGCAUCAUUAAUGAGCUGAGCAGUAAACUACAACAGCUAGGAGGCUGGCAAAAUCAAGCGCCACAACAAAAUCACAGGUUGUCAGGUGAUCCCACAGCCUGCGCACCUCUCCUCCCUCCCUCUGCACAAUCACUCCAGCGUCCAUUCUCUCCAAACUCUUUAACAACGAACUGCCCCGCUGCAGGUCUAAACACCAACCCUGUACCCUCAUCUCCUCUUCCUCUGACCUCUCUAACCCCAGCCAUAACUCCCAUCCCACUACCUCUGGCCCCGAUACCACCCGCACCUCCUCUCAAAGAUUGGACGCCGUCUAACUCUCCGAUCUCUUUCCCUCACGGUGUUCUCUCCCCUCCGUCAUUACCCCAUGCCCCCCUCUCUCCCCUCUCCCUCGCUCAUGCGCCCCUGUCUCCACCAUCGCUACCUCAUCCACCCAUUUCUCCGAUAUCCCUCUCUCAUCCACCUCUCUCUCCCUCCGCUAUCUCCCACUCUCCUCUUUCUCCAUCUUACUCCCCCUAUCCUUUAUCUCCAAAACAUCGCUCCAAAUAUCGCGCUAAAGAGUUUCAGUUCUUCGGGCCGGAGCUGCGGCGUACCGAAUCUCACUCGUACUCCCAGCGCCGGCGAGCACCCAGUCCUCUCAUCUCCUGCUCGGACCACCCUCAACCCGGACCUCCCCGACCGUCCUCGCUCCCUCUUUUUCCAUCCGCACCACUUUACAGCUCCGCAUACGAAAUGCAGCCUCCUCUAACGCCCCCGCUGGGUGUAGCACAUCACUUCUCUGAGCACUUUUUCCCCCAAAUCGCUGCUCUCUUCCCACUCCCCUCCCCCGUGGCUCCUCAGAACGUGCUGGUGUCCAGCUCUCUCUCCCCCACCCACUUCCUGUCCGGAGGCUCCUCCCCUUCCUGUAUGAGCUACCCGCCCUUAACUCCGCCUCCACCCAAUCUGCCCUUCGUGUCCAAGCCUCUCCCCUACUGGAGCAAAUACGACGUUGCCGAUUGGCUGACAUACCUGAAUCUGUCCGAGCACCGGGAGCGUUUUCUCGACAACGAGAUCGACGGCUCCCAUUUGCCAUCUCUGACGAAAGAAGACUUCCUGGAUUUGGGCGUGAGUCGGGUCGGCCACCGUAUGAACAUUGAGCGUGCGCUUAAGAGACUUACAGACAGAUGAGAUAGGAGAGUUUAAGCGAAGCUCAGAAAGCGACAUGUGGAUGAGUGUAGUGAGGAGAAGAGUGUUUGUUUGAUUUUUUUACUGUCCACAUAAAAUGCUUCCUAACAUUUAGCUGUGCAUGGAUAAUUCUGCCUGCAGCUAAACUCCACAAUAAAUGAGUAUUCUGCCCUCUGUUUUCGUACGCUUAAGAUGAAGUUUAGUAAAUGAUGGAAGAUUUAAUCUGAUCUCUGUUAGGUUCUAGUGAUCACAAAACUAGUUUUCGUUUCUUUUGACAUUUGUACAUACAGGGUAAGUUGCACCACAGGAUUUUGUCAUUAUCACAUCAUUUAUUGUGAUUUCUGUGGCCAAAAGGCUUGAUUUUGCAGCAAGUUUAUUCAAAUUUUGCGGUAACAAUUGUGGGGGGGGGAUGGGUGGAUGUGGAGUUAAAAAUACUACUGGAAUGGGGGAGCAGAGUUCUUCUUUAAAACUACCACCUGUGAAAACAUUAUUUAUUAAUUUCCUAUAGUUAAAAGGCAUGCAGCAGAUUCACACUGACGUUCUGGAAACCUUGGCCACUUUAAUGCUGCCUUCACGUGCUCUCGGAAAUUUGAUAAUUCCCACUUCUGAUGUCAUGAUUCCGAGCUGGUUGUGUUCAGGUGCUUUGUUGUCAAAAAGAAUGGAGGACGCCAAAUUCAUGCUUGCGUGUAUCUUGGGAAAAUGUUAUAUGGUAAUAGUUUUCAACCGUACAUCCUACUGUAUAGUUUUACUAGUCAGCUUGUGGACUAUUCUGCAGUAUUGGUGAAAUAGCCUACAUGCUAUUUUCACAGUGCAUAAAACAUUCAGUAUGAGUCAUAUAUGUAAAUAUGUACUAAUUUAACGACAAGGCUAUGAAGCUGUUGCGGAAAAACAAAGAAAUCAUAUCUGUCACUCACAACAGAAAUCAUUCUCCCAUCCGCCAUGUUUAUUGUGUAAGGCCCGCCCAUCUCGGGAACUCGGGCAUCAAAAUUAUUUCCCAACUUCCCAGUGGAAAACGCAACAUCAGAGGGCGUUCAUUUGCAUUUUUACCCCGGAAACUCAUGUUUUCGAUAAUUCCGAGAGCACGUGAAGGCAGCAUACCUCAGGUCAAGCAACCAAUCACGUUUCCUUUUAUGCCGCUUCAUGUUUAUGGUUGUGGAAAUGUCCCUGUGAUACCAGACCGGUGUGCGUAUACAAACGUUUCAAAAGUUUACAACAACGUUUAUGAGUUUGUGCCAUGAACCUCGCAUACUUUUAAGAAAUCAAACAUGACAGCUUUCUUCAUAGAUCAGAUGGCUUAGUGUUGUUUCCAGGCGUCUUGUUUAAGAACGUGGCACACAUGUCGGUGAGGAUGUCUGAUUGACGUUGGGAGCAGGUUUUGACAGAUUGCGCGAUGCGAUGAUGCCGUGUCUUUGGCCAAAUUAUGCGGAAAAUCUGCUUCAAUCUUUAAAUUUUUCUAGAUUUAAGUUCCUUCUUGGUGCAACCUACCCAUAGUUAUAAACAUGUUUUGUUUUAUAGAGUAAUAUAGAUAUUUCUUUUAAAUAUUUCAUUUAAAACAUGCACAAAAUCAUCCAUUUUGUCCAUUACACAUCAUUUGUUGUGUGCAGCAUGGCAUUUAUAUUUCUGCUAACACAAUGGAGCCCUAUAAUUACACACAUAGCACUUACGCAACUUACUUUUCACGCGGCGAAUUCUUCAUCUCAGUCUAUAGAUGAUAGAGUUUAUCCAGCACUUUUCUUUCUUACCUCACGCUCUGCCUCCUUUUUCCCCCCGUGCAUCUCUCCAGGCUUUCCUCUGCUUUCUCUGUCUCCACUGUUUCCUCUGAAGGGCAGAAUGAACGUAUGAAAGAUGAAGCCACUCAGAGCUAGAGGAGAGAUAGGAUGAGGUUAGACAGAACUGCUAAGACGUCCACUGAUGGACGGAUACGGACUGGGUGUGGAAGAGACAGAAACUCUCUGGAAUACAGAGUUAAAGUUACGUCCUCGCUUCUAGAGCACUUUUAACGAAUUAUGGUCCUCCCACUUUGAAGCUGAAAGGUCAAACGUCUCCAGACGGACAGUGAGAAUGUACUUCUUUCAUUGUUUUGGGGAUGACUAGAUCAAGCGUAUGAUGAAUUUUAAUAAUGUCAUUAUUAUAUUAAUGAAAAUCAGGCUACACUCUUAAAAAAAGGUGCUUCAAAAGGUGCUUCAAUGCCAUAGGAGAACCUUUUAGUUCCAUAAAGAACCUUAAACCUUUCUGUUUUGCAAAAGGUUCUUUGUGGCAAAAAAAGGUUCUUCAGCUUUUAAAAAGGUAAGAAAGAGAUGGUUCUUUAAAGAACCUUUGAGCAAAUGGUUAGGUUCUUCUAUGGCAUCCCUGCGAAAAAACUUUUAAGCCUUUUAAGAGUGUACUGUGCAUAUUUACAUAGCAUCAGGCUUUCAUCCAUCUGAUAAUAAUGAUGAUUAAAGUCAACAUUAAAUUUAAUUGACCAGUUUACCGUCAUAAUGCACAUUCUUGUUUUUUUCAAAGAAAACAAAAAAGUUAACUUUUCAGUAUUCAAACAGUUCCUAAUGGUUGGCUUUUAUUUAUUCUCAUAAAAUAAUCUGUCCUAUUUAAAAACACAGAUUCAGCCUACAGACCUAAAAUGGGUUGCAAGCAUCUCAUGUCGACUUUAAACAGUAAAACGAAAAAGUCAUCGCAAUUCCAAUAAUAUCCAUAUAAGAAUUAAGUAUGUAAAUGUUUUAAUACCAUAAGCAGAAUCAGUCUUCCAAAAAUCAAAACACAAUGAAAGAAUCCAUUGUUUAUAUAGCUUAAGUGCGCUCUGUUCAACACACAAACACACAUCGAGUGUGUGUAUGUGUGCUUGUGUGUUUGUUAUGCCAGUGGUGGGUGUUUUAUAGGAGUAAAGCAUAACUCCAUUUCAUUUGAAAAUAUAUUUAAGGAAGUAGGAACAAAGGAAAUAUACAGUACAGUAUAUAUAUGUGUGUGUGUGUGUGUGUGUGUGUGUGUAUGGAGAUGUAUGCAGAAUUUAAAGGUAUAUAUAUAUAUAUAAAUAUCAGAUAUUUCUAUUGUUCUGUACAAUAAUUGAUGAAUAUGAUGAUACAUAAGCUCUGCUUCAGAGGUUUGAAUAAAUUAUUCUCUUGUUGAA
This is a messenger RNA of Triplophysa rosa, 10095 nucleotides long. Its product is annotated as SH3 and multiple ankyrin repeat domains protein 1. Gene Ontology annotation, cellular component: postsynaptic density; postsynaptic membrane; dendritic spine. Gene Ontology annotation, molecular function: synaptic receptor adaptor activity; ionotropic glutamate receptor binding. NCBI's taxonomy places the organism in Eukaryota, Metazoa, Chordata, Actinopteri, Cypriniformes, Nemacheilidae. The record is from RefSeq and is a predicted model, not a curated record. The transcript is spliced from 25 exons. The coding region runs from base 276 to 6977 and encodes 2233 amino acids.